UUUUACAAGCGUCCUGAGGAGUUCGAAAACGCAAUUUACUUCUCAAAAUGGACGAAACUCCGAAUGUUUGUCUUUGCCACGACAUGAAAUGGCGAGCCAAGUAUCAUUUCAUAAUGAACAGACUGCAUGGGAGGUUACAGCAAGUCCAAUUGAAAAGAAUUGCUCGAGUCAUCUGUGCGUGUCAGAUUGAUAAUGCAGGUCCAAAUAGCAGCAAACAAAAACUUAUACAAGAAACUUUGGCUGAAAGAUGGGCAGCAGUCUCAACAGAAAGUCUUACAGCAGCCAAACCAUACUUCGAACAUUUUAUAGCAGAACAGGAUCCUUGUGAGGAAUUCCAUGGAUUUCUUAAAAAUUUCCGAGACCAAAUGUUUCAGGCUAAGUUGUUAAGUAACCGUAACAGCAGUGCCAGCAGGUUCCUAUACAUUCUACAACAACUCCUACAGAACAGUAGAUGCAGCAUCCUGGAUCCCAUAGCAACCAACCCACAAGCAAGGAAAAUCAACAAGGAGGUCAUUGUUUUGUCUGCCCUGCGUGAUGUAGAUGUGGGGAAUUUUAUUGGGAGGAAAGGUGUGAGACUGAGAAAGAUAGCUGUAAAGGGGUCGAAGAUUGAUAUAAAAUUCAAUGCUGGCACCAAAAAUGUGGAGGCACAUAUUGUGUGCCCAGAGGCAGGAAUGCAGGCACUCAAGGAACGGUUGGAAAAAGAGUCUAAAAUAUUACGAGAAAGCCGAGACCAACACGAAGAAGCGGUGGCAAAGUAUCAACGAGAAAAGAAGGAGCUGGCUCGUGGUGGUUUAGCUGGACUUGAAGUAGACUCAAAUGACGAGGAAGAUGAUGAUGAUGAUGAUGAUGAUGAUGAUUGAAAUUGCACAGACAAAAACUGGGAAGAGACAUCUUAUCAAAAUUUGUGCUGAGUGCCUAGGAAUUACUGACCAGAUGACAAGAUGAUGCAGGAAUAUUAAAACUGUGAUAUAUUGAUGAUCCUGAAACACUGGCUCUCUACAAAACUCUACAAUCAAAUGUUGUUGGAAGUCUGUGCUGCCCUAUGAGAAAAUGUUGUUAAGAAGAUUUUAUGUUGUUUUAUGCUCAGAUUUUAAGCUCAGAGUGAAGGAAGAUUUUACUUUCAAAAUUGUUAGGUGAUAAAAUACAUGUUUGUUGAAAGAGAAAUGUGUUAAUUCCCCAUGGAAUAUAGCAGAUGUAAAUAUACAGAAAUAAUCUGUAUUUCUAACUGUGAAAUAUUGAUAGUACAUAAAUAUAUUGACUGGAGAAACAGUACUGAUUUUGUGGAAAAUCUUUUUGCCAGCAUUUUAGAAACAGUAUAAGUUCUGUACCGUUCUUCAAAUGGAUUAAACCCAAUAAACAUCUACAUCAACAUAAAACUUCUCCAGGUACCGAGGGUAGUGCUGCGGUCAUUACAGUAACAGUGUGAAAAAAAGAAGCAAUACAGUGUAUUACUACAAAGUAACAAGGAAGGAAAUAUGUUAUUUAUGAGUAUCAUUUUCUCUAAGGUGUACACCACUACCUUAUGAGUAUCAUUUUCUCUAAGGUGUACACCACUACCUUAUGAGUAUCAUUUUCUCUAAGGUGUACACCACUACCUUAUGAGUAUCAUUUUCUCUAAGGUGUACACCACUACCUUAUGAGUAUCAUUUUCUCUAAGGUGUACACCACUACCUUACGAGUAUCAUUUUCUCUAAGGUGUACACCACUACCUUACGAGUACCAUUUUCUCUAAGGUGUACACCACUACCUUAUGAGUAUCAUUUUCUCUAAGGUGUACACCACUACCUUAUGAGUAUCAUUUUCUCUAAGGUGUACACCACUACCUUAUGAGUAUCAUUUUCUCUAAGGUGUACACCACUACCUUAUGAGUACCAUUUUCUCUAAGGUGUACACCACUACCUUAUGAGUACCAUUUUCUCGAAGGUGUACACUGCAGACAUUGCACCAUAAACAAGCAGCUUAUACUCUUGAUAUACCCAGUACUAAUAUAUGUCUCCGACAAUACGCCUGUUAGUAAGCCAAUUCAUAUCGAAUGCUGCUCAGUAAAUUACUUACAAAUGUGAAUGUCCUUUGAUAAGCCUACCCCAGGGGCGGUUAUGUGUUUGUCCCCUGGGACAAAUGUGAAUGUCCUUUGAUAAGCCCACCCCAGGGGCAGUUAUGUGUUUGUCCCCUGGGACAAAUGUGAAUGUCCUUUGAUAAGCCCACCCCAGGGGCGGUUAUGUGUUUGUCCCCUGGGCUUAUUACAAGGAUAAAAAUGGUUGUUCAUGCAUAUGUUUCAUUAAUAUCUGAAUAUUUCAUAGAAUUAAUUUUGAUAUAUGAUCAAAACAUGUCAACAGACUGUCUGUACAAGGCUUCUCAAUAAAUGUGUGUUUAUUUGCAUCACUAAGAAAAUCACUGAUAUCCAUAUAUCUGCUAACAGAAUUUUUUUUCAUUGAAUAGAAAUAAAAUAUGAUGUCUCAAAGUAA
Molecule: messenger RNA, 2465 nt
Organism: Pecten maximus
Lineage: Eukaryota; Metazoa; Mollusca; Bivalvia; Pectinida; Pectinidae
Exons: 5
Coding region: 48-860 (270 amino acids)
Source: RefSeq, a predicted model, not a curated record